UUCAUAUUUAAAUGUAGUCGCUCAACUCAAAUAAAUUAUUUCUUAAAAAAUAAAAAAAAAAAAUCCAAUCAUUAGAAUCAAAUGGAUCCACAUCAUCGUUAUUUGAGCCAUCAUCGACAAUCGUUGAGGCCUGGUGCCGGUUCAUCAACAAUGACAUCAUCGAUGUUGGCAUCACGAUAUGGAUUAUCAGUUGGUUCAACUAGUACUAAUACUACUGGUAGUACAAAACGAGCUUCAGUUAGUUGUGGAUCAUCGCCAAUCAGAUCACGAUCAAAUUCAACAAGCCGUUUUAAAGCAGCAGCAGCUGUAGCUGUUGCUGCUGCAACUGGUAAUAAACAUUCAUUCAAUUCACAUCGUAAAUCAAUUGUACCUGGUUCAAUGUCAUUUACAAGUGUUCGUUCAUCACCAAUAACUAGUGGUCUAAGUUCAACAGGAACAUUAUUAAAUAGUACCGGUACUAGUGGCAGUUCCGGUACAAAUUCUUCUGCAUCAUCAACAACAAGCAAUAGUUCUGGUGCUAGUGCCAAUAAUAAUUCAAGCACCACAGCUGCAGGUAUAUCUUCCACUGUUGUUUCAUUCAUGAAAAAGUUUGUAAAUAAAGCAUCACCAAUCAAUCAAAAUAGUGGCGAUAGUAUUGAUCAGAGUUUUGAACAAUAUCAAAAAAGUCUUCAACAACAACAACAACAACAACAACAAAGAAAUUCAAGCACUGGUACAACAGCUUCCAAUAAUAACAAUAAUACACAGAAUUCAACGGCUCAAAGUCCAACAAAAUAUCUUUUUUCUGCCAUAACUGGUGCUUCAAAUAAUAAUAAUAAUAAUAAUACAGGUUUAUUAUCAUCAUCAUCAAAUAAUAGUAGUAGUGCUUCCUUUGGUCAAACAAAUACUGGUAACAUAAUUGAUCAUGGCCAUUCAAAUAUGACGAAUUCUCCAAUAAUAAUGAUGAAUAAUUCAUCUACAUAUUUAUCAUCAUCAUCAUCAUCAUCAUUAACAACAACGGCAACGUCAACGAUUGCAAAUACAAUAUCACCAUUGGUGCCUAAUUCUUCAUCAUCAUUACAGACAACAACAUCACCAACUGGAUCGAUGACUUCUGUAUCGACUGUAUCAACAAUGAUUGGUGCGCCUGGAUAUCAGACAUCCAUACAGAAUACAGAUCAACAACGUCCAUUUGUAUCGACAACAGCUAGUGGCCUUAGUAGUAAUAAUUCUGCAAAUACUUAUUUGUCUUCAUCACCGAUAUCGGGACCAUUAUUUUCAAAAAUUCGAGCCAAAGUUGCUUCAACAUUUCAACAACAACAACAACAACAACAACAGCAGCAGCAGCAACAACAACAACAACAACCACAAUCACAACAAUCACAACAAUUAGUUAAUAAUUUUUCAAAUCAAAAUUCCAGUACAUCUGGUACGGACAAUUCUUCUUCUUCCCUUCAAGAUACAAUGGAUUUUGCAUCGAAAUCUCGAAAUGGUUCAAUUUCAUCCACAAGUGUUCAACAACAACAACAACAACCUACAACGGCAGGUACGCCUGUUUCGUCGUCAACUGGAUAUCAGCGAGCACCAAUGCUAGCCAUGAUACAUUCAUCACAAUCAAGUUCAUUAACCAAUGAACAAUUGACUGCUCAUUUAACGGAAGAAGAACGGCAAAUUUUACAAAAAGUUUGGCAAAAAGAAGAAGAAUUCAAAGAAAUUGCAUUGAAAAAUUUUGCCAAAAAUAUGUCCGGAACCGAGAUAAUUGUUGAAACGCCUACGGGUACAGGUACAAUGCCAAAUAUACAGCCAACAGUUUCAUCAGGUUUAUUAGGUAGUCAAAGUAGUGCUGCACCUGGUGAUGUUUCACAUUUAUCAACAAAUUUAUUGGAUCCAGUUGCUGCUGCCGUACAUCGUCGCCGUUCAUCGGCAAUUUUAUCGGCCGAUGCUACCGGUUUCUGUCGUAUAUGUCGAAAAGUGAUAAUGAAAAAUGAAACAUCACAUCGAUGUUCCAAUUGCCAAGAACUGGUCUGUGAUGAUUGUUCUUCAUAUUCUUCUAGAGAAGAAUCCAAGUAUUGGAUGUGUAGCUUUUGUAGACGUCGUGGUUCACAUUUAGUGUUGGUAACAACAAGUGGACAAACUUCAACUACUUCUUCCAUUGCGGCAGCUGCUGGAUCAUAUGAACCCUUUUCAACAACAACAACAACAACAACAGCAACAUCUAAACGCCAACAAUCAUCAUUGGAUGCUCCAUCCACAGCAACAGCUGGUAUGACAUCUUCAAUGAACAAUUUAUCUUCAACAGGAACCACAGCAACAACAACAAGUGGUCAACAAUUUUUAUCUGCCACACCAAAUGCUUUCAAUACAAAGCGUAAAUUAUCUUGGCAAGAAAAUCAACGUCCAAAUUCAGCCAUAGAACAAUUCGGUCAACAGGGACAAAAUCGUCAAAGUUCAUUAGAUCUAAAUCGUAGUUCAUCAACACUGUUGAAAACAAACAUUAAUCCAGAGCCAAAAUUUAAUGUAAAUCAUCCACAUCAUCAAAAAACAUCAUCAUCGAAUCUACAACCAGAACAAACUUCUCGAUCAAAUCGAGUAUAUUCCCUUUCUGAUGAUGAAGAAUUAUGGAAUGGUAAUGAUGAUGAUGAUGACGAUGAUGAUGAAGAUGAUGAUGUUAUGCUUAAAAAUGAUGAUGAUGAUCAAGAGAAUGAUAAAAACAUUGAAAAUAUUGAUGUUCAAAUGACGAAUAAUGGUGCCAAUAAUGUCCAUUAUGGAACAUUACAAUCGAUGCCAGCUGAACAAUUAAUGUUGAAACAACAACAACAACAAGGAAUGACGACAAUGAAUUCGAAAAAAUUGAAAAAGAAAAUGCGACAUCAUCAAGCAUUAGCACAUCAUCAUAAAAUUCAAUAUAAUUCUGAUGAUGAUCUUUUAAUGGGUAGUAUGGUGCAUAAUGAUAAAGAAAAUGAAAAUUCCCUAUAUUCAAGUACGCCACCCAUCACUAUUACAUCAUUAGAUGAACCUCAAACCACUAUUGAUCCAUCAACUAUUGUUCAUCAACAAAAUCUAACAUUUAGUUUAGCUUCAGGAACAUCGAAUUCAGAUGCUUCAACAGUACCAUCUUACGGUGUUUCUUAUCAACAAUGUCAAACAAAACAAGCAAAAGUCCCUUUGGUUAUGCCUAAAAUCAUAUCGGUUAGUGGAAAUGGAAAUGGAUCUAAAGUAACACCACCACCUGGAACCAUUACGGCAACUCAUUGGUGGCGUUUAACGAAUAAAGCUCGAAGUUUAUCACGUGGUCAACUAGUUGGUUCUACAGCACCAAUUGGAGCGCCGGAAAAUUUUUACACUACACCUGGUAUUCGAAAACAAUUAAGCUCGGAAAGCUCCGAUUAUUCUGAUGGAUUCAAAUAUAGCCCUCCACAAGAUAGUUUAACACCAUCAUCGGAUUAUUCACGAUCUCCAAGAGAAUCAGCUGAUUCUGAUAUGCUUUGUUUACCUGGAUAUUCUCUGGGAUAUCGAGGCAGUGGUAUACCAUCUGUGAUGAUAGGUGAAGAUGGGAUCGGAUCUAGUGGUGCAGGUGGUGGAUCAUUUUUAUCUACUAAAGAUUGCUAUUUAAGACGUGGAUCGACAGGUAGAGCUUUGCCAAAGAUUCCUGUUGUCGGUGGUGGCAGUUCAAUGUUAGAUUUACCACAAUCUCGUAAAGGAUCACAACAUUCGUUGGAUAUUCCUGCCGAUCAACCAAGACGUGCUUCCGCUCCAGAAUCCGGAGCGGAUCCUAUACGCAUUGUAAUUAAUGAAUGUGGUGAUCUGUCUGCUAGUCACAUGCAAUUAUCGACUGCAUCAACAAAAACGCCAACCAAUCAAAUGUCGACGGAAAAUGUAAAAAAUAUAACCGAAACUCCAAGUAGUAGUAGUGCUAUAGCCGGAAAAUCAACCCCACAUCCAGGACCAAGUAUUAUACAGGUGCCAACAGCUACAACUCUGCAACAACGAAUGCGUUAUCAAUUAUCUCGUGCUGCAUCAAUAACAACUCAUUAUGAACGUGCCAUUUUACAGCGUGAUAAAUCCGAUCAAUCAAUUCGAACAGGAGGAUUUUCAUUGGCAAUUACCGGUGGAAAAUUAUGUGAACUAGAUGGAAUGUUGUAUGCAUAUAUUACUUGGAUAAAACCGGGUGGCCAAGCUGAUAGGCAAUCAUUAAAAUCGGGUGAUAAAAUCCUGGAAUGGAACGGAAAAUCUUUAGUGAAUUGUAGCCAUGAGCAAGUUGCACAUAUAAUGGCUACUGCCGGUGAUCAAGUGGAAUUAAUUGUCGAAUCAAUGACUCGUAAUGAUCAUCCGACUAAACAUAGACGACAUAGUAUGGUGAAUUCGAAGCAAUCAACACCGGCAUUAAAUGAAUCACAAACUAGUGGUACAAAUGGUAGUGCUACAUCAUCAGUCAAUACAGCAGCUUCUGCACGUCCAAGCUCAGCAGCAGCUGUUAUAUCGACCGGAAGUCUGGAUGGUGGAUCAAUAUCAUCAAUUUCAUCAUCGAUUUCGGCAACAACAAUGACAUCAACAACAACACUUCAACAACAACAACAACAACAACAAGGAUCUACAUUAUUAAGAAGACGUUUACCACAGAUUCCUACAGCAAAUGCACAUCAAUCUGGUUCAUCAAGUACAACAAAUUCUUCUGCAUCAUCAAUGUCGAAUUGUGCUGCUGCUUUAUUGACCGAUGCACAAAUCUUUUUACAAGUCACAAUUGAUGCUAAUAUUCGUCAAUUAUCGGUUAUGAUCAUUCAGGCGAAAGGUUUAGAACGACAUCCAAUUUAUGGCCAAAAUCUUGGCUUAGAAGCAUAUGCUCAACUACGUCUUUUACCAGAAAUGGGAUUCAAAAUAUGUCAAACCGAGCUUAGUCGUUCGUUCGAUUGGAAUGAAACAUUAAUCUAUCAUCAAUUUCCACUUGAACGGAUUGAAAAAAUCACCCUAGAUUUAAGCAUCUGGUGUACGAAUCCAGCUACUUAUAUACCAGGUACUGGUGGAGGAAUGGGUGGAAAACCACCACGAAUAACCAUUAGUGGUGGCUCAGUACCACAAUCAUCCAUAAUUGAUCAUCAAUUAGCAUCGACAAGAAUUCCACUUAGAAGUGCAUUGUUGAUGCAAAUAUCUGAAUGGUGGCCAUUGAUUCCAAGCAAUACUGAUAUCAACAUUCCUCAAUCGAUUCAACAGAUUCCAUCGAUAGCUGCCAUUACUAUCGCCACUAAUACCGGACCACAACCAAUACAACCAUCAAUUCCAUUGCUCAAUCAACCAAACAUUAGUAUUAGCCAACAAUCAUUGAUGAAUCCAUCCAAUCAGGCCUCAAUGUUAUCUGCUGCUAUUUCAACUACAACUUCCAAUUCAUCCAUGACGCCAACAGUAUUUUUUCAGAAAGCUCCAUCAAUGGACCAUCUUGGUUCUCGUUCUGGUUCCGGCCAAAAUGGACAGCUGCUUCCGGAUCAAAUGUUGUCAGCAGCUGCAAUGAUGAUGAUGACUUCACGAUCGACACCUGGUUCACGUCGUAAUUCCAAUCGUUCUGAUCAAGGUGAUUUCCCAAUAUUUCCGAGCCAUUUACAACCGAUGGGUAGCCGUUCGGCAAGAACAAGUCCAAGAAUGAAAGCAUCACCAACGCCACCGCCAGUAUCAAAUUGGUUUACUCGAUAUCGAUCUUCGCCAACAUCACGUGCUUCUAGUACGGUUAGUUCAGCAGCAAGUAGUACUGGACGCCAUUCUUUAGAUGAAUCUUAUACAAGCCAAUCAGGCGGCGGUGGUGUUGCUAGUAGCCGUGGAAAUUCAAUUGGUCCAUUUACUGGUUCUCUUCGUUUGGCGCAAAAUCGUCAUUCAAUUGGAAAUCUUUAUCCUGGAGGUCAUGGUGGUGGUACUAAUGUUGUUGCUGGUGGAUAUAUUACUGCCGGAACAAUCAACGGUAGGAUGCAAACCAAUAACAAUAAUUCUCAACAUUUGUCCACUGCUGCUGAUCAACAAUCAUUGGCCAUGCGUAGAAAAAGUUCUUCAGCAUUAGUUCACGUGGAUCAAGGAUCAAAAAAUCAGCUUUCCAUCCCUGGUGGUUAUAGUAAAUUGGGUAACACUGAUUCAUAUCAAUAUCUUUUGGAACAAAAUAGUUCAAAUGCAAGUGCUCGUAUAUCGAAUACAAUGAAUGAUGAUUCAAUUGAAAUUGAUCAAGAUAGUGAUCAAGAAUCUGAAAUAGCCGAUGAUACAUCUGAUGAUGAUGAAGAUUUUGAUAAUCUACUUAAAGAUAGUAGUUAUACAUUGGAUUCAUUGGAAAAUAAAGAUCGUAAUAGUCCACAAAAAUUACAAGGAAAAAUUUUAGGUAUCAAUAAUAAUGAUAAUAAUGAAGAGACAGCCAAUAAAGCAACUACAACAACAAAUACAUUGAACGCACCAAAUACUUUAUCAUUGGCAGUGAAAAAUACUUCCAAUGGUGGUGGAAAAGUAGGAAGUAAUAAUGGUGGUGGUGCAAAUUUAAAUCUACUUGCAAUUGAUUCCAUUCAUGGUAGUAGAUUUUCUGUAGAAACAUCAGGUGGUAGUACUGCACCACCAACUCCAUUACAUGAUGAUUAUGAUGAUGAUAAUUCACAAAAUGGUGGUGGUCUAACCAUUCCUGGUUGCCAGGAACGAAGACCAAGUUUUCUACGUAGAUUAAUGCCAUCGGCAGCUGAAACUGUCAUGCAAAUGGUAAUGGGCGGCCCUGGUAGUAAUGCACAACCAUCGGAUGAAAUUCUUCAUUCAUCAUCAGCAAUGAUUUCAACAUCAGUACAGCAUGGACAAACAACACACCAACAUCAACAUAGUGAACCACCAAAACGAAUAGUGAAAGUUGUUGGUGAAAUUAAACUAGGUUUCAUCAUGACAAAAGGAUUUCUAGAGAUUGAAGUAUGUGCUGCACGUGGUUUACCGGAUUCAUCAUUUGGACCACAUCCACCUGAUACCUAUGUAAAAACAUAUUUAGUUGAUCGUGGUCGUCAACUUUAUAAACGAAAAACACAUGUCAUGUCCGGUAAAGAUCCACAUUAUCGUCAGACAUUAAAAUAUGAUGCUUCAAUCAUUUAUGGUCGUACAUUGUUAGUAUCAGUAUGGGAGAAACAACGUCGUCGCCAUACAUUCGAUGCAAAUACACCGAUUGGUUCAGUUGAAAUAAAUGUAAAUCAAUUACAAUUACAUAAAUUAACCAUUCGUUGGUUUAAACUGAGAACCAUUGUCAAUCAAUCGAAUGAUUCAACGGCAAGAAAUUCUUUAAUUGAUCCACCCACUAUUAUUGGUUCAUCAACAUCUGUUAGUUCUGCACAAAUUCAACAACAAGAUUCAAUGGAAUCAAAUGAUGAUUAUAUGAAACAACAACAACAACAACAACGACCAUCAUCAUCAACAUCAUCAUCAUCAUCAUCGAAACCAAUGCAACCAACAAUAACAAUUGACGAUGAGUAGAAACUUGAUGGCCUUAUCAUUUUCAAUGAAUAAAAAAAAAAAAAAAAGAUUACAAUAACCACAACCUCACAUAACCAUUACACACACACACACACACACACACAAUCAUUAUCAUCAGUGUUCCAUCACUGAUUUCACGCUUUCAUUUUUUUAAUUUCUAAAAAAAAUUCCAUUUCACCAUAUCACC
Messenger RNA from Dermatophagoides farinae (American house dust mite), 7630 nucleotides. RefSeq lists its product as uncharacterized. Gene Ontology annotation, molecular function: transmembrane transporter binding; small GTPase binding. Gene Ontology annotation, cellular component: membrane. Gene Ontology annotation, biological process: exocytosis; regulation of membrane potential. Lineage: Eukaryota; Metazoa; Arthropoda; Arachnida; Sarcoptiformes; Pyroglyphidae. The record is from RefSeq and is a predicted model, not a curated record.